AUGCCGUUAGUUCGCUACAGGAAGGUGGCCAUCCUCGGAUACCGCUGCUCCGUAGGGAAGACACCUUUAGCACAUCAGUUUGUGGAGGGCGAGUUCCUGGAAGGCUGUGAUCCUACUGUGGAGAAUACUUACAGCAAGAUAGUGACUCUUGGCAAAGAUGAGUUUCACCUACACCUGGUGGACACAGCAGGGCAGGAUGAGUACAGCAUUCUGCCCUAUUCAUUCAUCAUUGGGGUCCAUGGUUAUGUGCCUGUGUAUUCUGUCACCUCUCUGCAUAGUUUCCAAGUCAUUGAGAGUCUGUACCAAAAGCUACAUGAAGGCCACGGGAAAACCCGGCUGCCAGUGGUGCUGGUGGGGAACAAGAAAGAUCUCUCUCCAGACAGGGAGGUCCAGGCUGUUGAGGGGAAGAAGCUGGCAGAGUCCUGGGGUGUAACAUUUAUGGAGUCUUCUGCUCGAGAUAAGCAGCUGACUCAAGGCAUCUUCUCCAAAGUCAUCCAGGAGAUUGCUCGGGUAGAGAAUUCAUAUGGGCAAGAGCGCCGCUGCCAUCUCACGUGAGCCCUUGAGCAUAGGGUAGCUGCCUUGAUUCUGCCCCUGGCACUUGCCAGGCUCCAGUGGGGGCUUGGGGGGGCAGGCCCUCAGGACUUCACGGGUUUGUUUGGUUGCCAGCUGUGUCCGACCUGGCCCUCUGGGCACACAGUGUGGUACCCUCAUGUUUGCACACUUACCUGGGCUCCAGUGGCCUGGUUGUCGAUGUUUACAAAGAGGCAAGGAUGUCUCACGGGCACUGUCCUCUAGCUCUGUUUUUGCUAAAUAAAUGAAUUGUUAUAACCUAUGGAGUUGGGAUAUGAGUCCUGGGCAUUGUUUAUUCAGGACCUAUGUAGGUUUGGGGUGU
Molecule: messenger RNA, 892 nt
Organism: Kogia breviceps (pygmy sperm whale)
Lineage: Eukaryota; Metazoa; Chordata; Mammalia; Artiodactyla; Physeteridae
Source: RefSeq, a predicted model, not a curated record